UUGAAUAUUCUAGUAACUUGUGUGGUAGUACUUACAUUGAUAAGGAAUUCAUUCGAUAUCUUUGUGAAAAUUUUGAAUUAUAUAAUGCAUUACAGCAACUACAAAUUCAUAAUUACGAUCAAUUACAAUACCUUGCUCAGGAAUUCUGUAAAAAAGUAAAAUUGCCUUUUACCGGGGAUCCAUCGACUUUCAAGCCUGUAAGUAUAGAUUUGGAAGAUUCUUGCCCAGCGAUUGUGAAGUAUGUAACUGGAGAUAUUAGAGAGCGAAUGAUAGACGCUGAAUGGAUGAUUGAAUUGGGUUAUGACGAUGUUAAAGCGAUGUUUGAUCCAGUUGUCCAAAGAAUUAUAUCUCACAUAGGAAAUCAUUUGUCAACAUCAAAAAGUAAAUACGAAGCCAUGUUUCUUGUUGGAGGAGGCAGCGAAAACCAAUAUAUACAGGACCAGAUGAAACUAGCCUUUAGUCAAAAUUUUUCAAUGAUUGGAAGUCCUAAGCAACCAAUCACCGCUAUAGUGCGGGGAGCUGUGCAAUACGAGUUAGAAAAGAAUAGGAAUAUAUCAAGUGCAUCACACGGAUCUGCACAGUACGGAUUAAAUAUGCAAAAUAAUAUACUGGGUGUGCCUCAAUCCAAACAUGUCACCAGUACAGAAUCUGAGCAUGUCACCAGUACAGAAUCCGAACAUGUCACCAGUACAGAAUCCGAACAUGUCACCA
Molecule: messenger RNA, 711 nt
Organism: Racocetra fulgida
Lineage: Eukaryota; Fungi; Glomeromycota; Glomeromycetes; Diversisporales; Gigasporaceae
Source: the annotation of a GenBank genome assembly